Gavia stellata (red-throated loon) is the source of this 1129-nucleotide messenger RNA. RefSeq names its product solute carrier family 35 member D1 (gene SLC35D1). NCBI's taxonomy places the organism in Eukaryota, Metazoa, Chordata, Aves, Gaviiformes, Gaviidae. Gene Ontology annotation, molecular function: antiporter activity; GDP-fucose transmembrane transporter activity. Bases 1 to 1068 code for a protein of 355 amino acids. The record is from RefSeq and is a predicted model, not a curated record. The transcript has 12 exons. Gene Ontology annotation, cellular component: Golgi apparatus.
AUGUCGGCGGCGGCGGCGCGCAGACGCCCGGCGGCCGGGGCCGAGGGGGGAGCCCCCGCGGGAGCCCCCGCGCCCGGCGAUGCGGAGCGGGGCAUGGCGGCGCCGGGCCUCUCGCUCUGCCUCAGGCUGCUGGCGGCGGCCUUCUACGGGCUCAGCUCCUUCCUCAUCGUCGUCGUCAACAAGAGCGUCCUCACCACCUACGGGUUCCCCUCCUCGCUGUGCGUGGGGCUGGGCCAGAUGCUGGCGACGGUGGCGGUGCUCUGGGCGGGCAAGGCGCUGCGGGUGGUCAAGUUCCCCGACCUCGACCGGCACGUCCCCCGGCGGACGUUUCCUCUACCUCUUCUGUAUUUCGGGAACCAGAUCACGGGACUGUUCAGCACAAAGAAACUGAACCUGCCGAUGUUCACCGUCCUGCGAAGGUUCUCCAUCCUGUUCACGAUGUUUGCCGAAGGAUUCUUGCUCAAGAAGAAGUUUUCUUGGAGUAUUCAGAUGACCGUAUUUGCGAUGAUCAUCGGCGCGUUCGUAGCUGCUAGCGCUGACUUGGCGUUCGAUCUGGAAGGAUAUAUUUUUAUCCUUAUUAACGAUGCCUUAACAGCUGCAAACGGUGCCUAUGUGAAACAGAAGCUGGAUUCAAAGGAGCUGGGAAAAUACGGUCUGCUGUAUUACAACGCUCUGUUUAUGAUCCUUCCCACCUUGACCAUUGCCUACUUCACCGGAGACGCGCAAAAGGCGGUGGAGUACCAGGGCUGGGCAGACACGCUCUUCGUCCUGCAGUUCACACUGUCGUGUGUAAUGGGGUUUAUUUUGAUGUACUCCACGGUUCUUUGCACUCAGUAUAAUUCUGCUCUUACAACUACAAUAGUUGGCUGCAUUAAGAAUAUUUUAAUAACCUAUAUUGGGAUGUUUUUUGGAGGAGACUAUAUUUUUACAUGGACAAACUUCAUUGGUCUAAAUAUCAGUAUUGCCGGAAGCCUGGUGUAUUCCUACAUCACUUUCACGGAGGAGCAAAUGAGCAAGCAGUCCGAAGCUGGCAUCAAGAUGGAUAUUAAAGGAAAAAGCUCUGUGUGACCAGGGAAAGGCGUUUUUUUGGAAGCAACCUAUUUCUGCUCAGCUGAUCGCAGGCAGAAUG